Argentina anserina (silverweed cinquefoil) is the source of this 3758-nucleotide messenger RNA. Its product is annotated as DNA repair protein RAD5B. Bases 1 to 3393 code for a protein of 1130 amino acids. The transcript has 18 exons. The record is from RefSeq and is a predicted model, not a curated record. Gene Ontology annotation, biological process: DNA repair. Gene Ontology annotation, molecular function: protein binding; nucleic acid binding; zinc ion binding. NCBI's taxonomy places the organism in Eukaryota, Viridiplantae, Streptophyta, Magnoliopsida, Rosales, Rosaceae. Gene Ontology annotation, cellular component: nucleus.
AUGGAUUCCAAAGACGACGAUAUCCCCAUGGGAAUUCCCCUCAUGCCGAUUCCCAUGUUGGUUAAGAAGAGGAAUACCAGCACCGGCGCUCGUGUUUCCGCGGUGAUUAAACAGGAGUGGACCGAGGAGGAGGAGGAGGAGGUUUCGGCCUCGAAGCCUCGGAUCUCUGUGAAUCAUGAGGUUCCUGACACGCAGGAGCAGCCUGCUCCGAUCAAAAUCAAGCUGGAGUGCCCCGAGGACGAGUCGAUGCGGCUGAGCGUGGUUCCUGAUAGCCUGGGAGAUGAUUCGGCGACACAAGAAGGCGAAACUGAAGCCGAAAAUCAAGAGCCUGAAAUGAUCGAGGUCAAGAAGGAAGGAGCCGAUGUGAUGGAUGAGGCUGAAUUGAUGAGCGAGGUUCCUGAUAGCCUCGCCGAGCAGCAAGAGGAGCCUGUUGUGAUUCAGGUGAAGAAGGAAGGAUCUGAUGAGGCGGAGAGGCUGCCGGAGACUGAGCCUGAGAAGAAUGAGGCUCCGGACAACGGUGAAGUCUUGUAUGUGGAGCCUAUUUCGACGUUUAUAAGGGCGGAGGAGUAUGAGAAGUACGAAGCCGAGAAGCUUUUCGUGUCGAAGCCCAAAGCGAAGGUGAAGCAGGAGGAGAAUGUGAAGCAUAUCCGGGCAGUUCUUGGGUUUGAAAUGCCGGAAUUUGAGAUUAUUCGAGCGCUCUCUGAAUGCGGUGGGGAUCAAGCUGCAGCCAUCAACUUCAUAUUCGAAAAUGCAGGGGCGAUUGUUCUUAAGAAGACCGAUGGAGAGGCGAAGAGCGUGGUGAAGAAGGAAGUCCCUGAUUGUGAAGUGGUUUCGGUGAAGGAAGUGAGGCCGCCGAAUUUGGAGGACGGGGACUUCCCUACGGAGCGGGAUUGGCUUUCGGUGGGAGGGACAGUUGUUAGUGCACUUUCGACUUCCAAAGGGAGGAAAUUGGUUGACAAUGAGAUUGUUAACCUCUCUUUUCCUGCGGUGAAUUCGAGCAACAAAAUCAAGUGGAUUGUUCGUUUCUCUACCAAGCGAUGUGGGGAGAUUGGACGCUUUUCCAUGGAAUGGGCAAAGACUGUUGCUCCACUUGUACAAUCCGGAAAGGUUAAAGUUCGGGGGCGUUGUAUAGCUGCACCGCCUGUGCUUUCUAUGAUGCAAGAGAUCAUGUUGUACAUAAGCUUUUAUAUUCAUCGUUCAAUCUUUACGGAAAUUGACAAGGCUUCUUGGAAGCUAGAUGCUUCCCCCAACAUUGAUUCCACUAUAUAUCCUCUCCUCACUCUGUUCAAGUUGUUGAAACUCCAACCAUACCAGAAGGCUGAGUUCACUCCAGAAGAACUUGAUUCCAGAAAACGUCUUCUAAAUAUUGAACGUAUUCAAAAUGAAGCUCCAUUAGCAUUGCCUGCACCAAAACGAAGACGGGGUUCUCAACAGAGUACUGAAGAAAACAAUGAACAAGCCAUUUCUGAGUCAUCUCUAAACAAAAUUGUUGGUGCGGCAGAAGUAUACGACUUAGAGGAGAUGGAACCCCCAUGCACUCUCAGGUGUGUUCUGAAACCAUACCAGAAACAAGCUCUCUUUUGGAUGUCAGAAUUGGAGAAGGGAAUUGAUUUUGAGAAGGCCCAGAAAACUCUACAUCCUUGCUGGGCAGCCUACCGUAUAUGUGAUGAGAGGGCACCUUCAAUCUAUGUGAACAUUUUCACAGGUGAGGCCACCACAAAAUUUCCAACUGCAACGCUGAUGGCAAGAGGAGGAAUACUAGCAGAUGCAAUGGGACUUGGGAAGACUGUGAUGACUAUUGCUCUAAUACUUGCAAGGCCAGGCAGAAGAGGUUCUAAUGAAGUGGAAACUACAAAGAAAAGGAAGAUAGAUUCAGAUACAACCACCUCGUCGAAACCAAAGGGAGGCACUCUUGUUGUCUGUCCACUGUCUUUGUUAAGCCAGUGGAAGGAUGAACUUGAAACUCAUUCAGAGGCCGAAAGUGUUUCUGUUUUUGUUCACUAUGGUGGGUACAGAACGACAAACCCCAAAUCUAUCUCAGUACAUGAUGUGGUCUUGACAACAUAUGGUGUCUUGGCUGCAGCUUACAAAAGUGAUGGGGAGGACAGCAUAUUCCACCAGGUUGACUGGUACAGGGUUGUGCUGGAUGAAGCUCAUACAAUUAAAUCUUCAAGAACCCAAGGUGCUCAGGCUGUUUUCAACUUGUCAUCACAUUGCAGAUGGUGUUUGACCGGAACUCCUAUUCAGAAUAAUUUGGAAGAUCUCUACAGCCUCCUAUGCUUCUUGCAUGUUGAACCAUGGUGCAACUGGGCAUGGUGGAACAAAUUAAUUCAAAGGCCUUAUGAGAUUGGUGAUCCAAGAGGACUGAGAUUGAUAAAGGCCAUUUUGAGACCACUGAUGCUAAGAAGAACAAAAGAAACAAAGGAUAAAGUCGGAAGGCCCAUACUCGUUCUCCCUCCAACUGACAUACAAACCAUUGAGUGUGAACAGUCAGAUGCUGAACAUGACUUCUACAAUGCCCUCUGGAGGAGAUCAAAAGUCCAGUUUGAUCAAUUUGUAGCAGCAGGCAAGGUUCUUCACAACUAUGCAAAUAUCCUUGAACUACUACUUCGAUUGAGGCAGUGUUGCAACCAUCCAUAUCUUGUCAUGAGUCGGAGCGAUUCACAAAAGAAAAGCAGUGCGGGCGACGCACAAAAGUACGCAGACUUGGACAAGCUUGCAAGAACAUUUCUUGAAGCUAAUCAGGAUUCUUCCACCUCAAAGCAGACAGUCCCCAGCCGAGCAUAUAUUGAAGAGGUUGUUGAGGGUAUACGUACGGGUGAAAACAAAGAGUGUCCUAUAUGCUUGGAGUUUGCAGAUGAUCCUGUACUUACUCCAUGCGCCCAUAAGAUGUGCAGGGAGUGUCUUCUCUCGAGCUGGGGAAGACCAUCUAGUGGUCCAUGCCCAAUAUGUCGGCAAUUGAUUAAAAAAGCUGACCUCAUAUCUUGCCCAUCUGAAAGCCGCUUCCAGGUUGAUUUUGUGGAAGAUUGGAAGGAAUCUUCAAAGGUUGCAAAGCUCCUUGACUGUUUGGAACAUAUUCUUCAGUCAGGUUCUGGCGAAAAAAGCAUUAUUUUCAGUCAGUGGACUGCAUUUUUGGAUCUCUUGGAGAUCCCUAUGAAGAGAAGAGGAAUUGAGUUUCUUAGGUUUGAUGGAAAGCUGACUCAGCCGCAGAGAGAGAGGGUCUUGAAUGAGUUCAAUGAGACCAAAGUGAAAAGGGUGUUGUUGACGUCUUUGAAAACUGGUGGUGUUGGUCUAAAUUUAACUGCAGCAUCCAAUGUCUUUAUAAUGGAUCCAUGGUGGAAUCCUGCGGUCGAGGAGCAAGCAAUAAUGAGAAUUCAUCGCAUUGGACAAUAAAGAACAGUCACUGUUAGAAGAUUUAUUGUCAAGGACACGGUGGAGGAACGCCUGCUACAGGUUCAGGCCAGGAAGCAGCGAAUGAUCGCUGGAGCUCUCACAGACGAGGAAGUACGAUCUGCUAGAAUUGAGGAGCUCAAAAUGCUUUUCACAUAAAGUACAUUCUCUGUGUACAUGUAGUAGUAGUUAAAACUUAAAAGAGAGUUGCCUUGGGGGUCUUUUUUGUGCAGUCUCAAAACUUGGAUUCCCCAAUUUUGUACAUGGUUGGGUUUUGGCAUUUUAAAUCCCAAUCACCUUCUCUUAUCUAUUUUAGGUUCCUAACUGUUGUCUUGAUUAUUAGUAAUCUAAAUGUAAUGAUAUCAUUU